Messenger RNA from Triticum aestivum (bread wheat), 697 nucleotides. RefSeq lists its product as uncharacterized. The record is from RefSeq and is a predicted model, not a curated record. NCBI's taxonomy places the organism in Eukaryota, Viridiplantae, Streptophyta, Magnoliopsida, Poales, Poaceae.
CGAGGGCGGGAGCGGCGGCGUCGCGGACGGCAGUGAGGAGGAGAUGCCAGGAAGAGAAGCAGCAGCAGCAGCAGAGCGGUGAUGGCGGCGAGAAGAAGAAGAAGCAAGAGAAGGAGAAGAGGACGUUCCUGAGCCUGGAGGAGGCCGGGCUGGUGGAGAUGUCCGGGCUCAGCACCCACGAGCGCUUCCUCUGCCGGCUCACCAUCUCGUCGCUGAACCUGCUGCGGGUGAUCUCGGAGCAGGAGGGGGUGGCGAUGGAGGAGCUCAACGCCGGGCGGGUGUGCGACUGGUUCCUCAAGGACAAGCUCAAGCGGGAGCAGAACCUCGACACCGCCGUCCUGCAGUGGGACGACCCGCCGCCCAUCUGACCCCGCCGCCUUUGGGUGUCUGCUGCCCUUUUCUUUCCUGUCAGUUCCGUCGUCGACAGAUAUCUCCCUCUCCCACAGCAGAAAAUACUAGGAGUAGUACGAACGAAGGACCGAUCGAGGAUGCAUGGACGCUGGGCAGACCAGGGGAGGAGAGGACAGAUCGUUCAGAGUUGAGACAACUAUACAUGAUAGAUGAUGCUUCAUUGCCUUCCAUAUACUACUUUGUUGCUAAAACGGAUGUAUCGAGCACUGAAAUACGUCCGUCUAAACAGGGACUAAUUGUUGUCCCGUGUUACCCAUGAACCCUAGAACGUUUUUUUAUCGAUCCA